Molecule: messenger RNA, 3432 nt
Organism: Sitodiplosis mosellana (orange wheat blossom midge)
Lineage: Eukaryota; Metazoa; Arthropoda; Insecta; Diptera; Cecidomyiidae
Exons: 11
Coding region: 582-2981 (799 amino acids)
Source: RefSeq, a predicted model, not a curated record
CCCAAACGAAAACAUUGAACAAAUAAUAAUGAUGUGAAUAUGAAUAGCACUUCAAUGCACCAGCACCAAUAUAAUGAAUCAGACGAAUAAAACAGCCAUGUAACGGCUUGACAGUCAUAAUACAACGGCCGAGUAGCGGCGGCAACAGCAAUAGUAGCAGCGACAGCACCAGCAGCAAUCGCCACAAAGAAAAUCAAGAGAGCAAAGAAGAAAGAAAUCGUCAACGAACACCAAAAAAGCAAACAUAAACAAAAACGAACAGACUCAAAAGAAGAAAAAAAGCGCACAAAAGUGGGGUUCAUUUUUGGUCGAUUUCUACAAAAAGCCCCUCUUUGUUAGCAACUCGAUCAUUUCUUCGUUUAAAGUGAAAGGAGAAGUUACAGCAACAACAAAACGACCGAAUCAAUAAAGAAAUAAAACACGCUAGGAAUAUAUAAUCUCGGUAGCGUAGAGAAAAAAAGAAGAAGAAAAAGAAAAAAAGAAGCCGACGACGUCGACGACGACAGUGAAUAAGAAGAAGUUGAAGGAGAGAAAGAGUGAGAGAGAGAGAGAAGAAAGAAAGAAUAAGGUUUUAUUUUUCAAUGAAAAGUGAAAGUUUUCAAAAGAUGAUGCUUCGUUACAUGAUCGUGUUCGGACUCGUGUCGUUAGCGUUAGCACAAUCAGCAGCUAACACAAACAAAUCCAUAAAAAAGCCAUUGGAAACCAAAUAUAUGAAAUCAGCGUCGUCAAUUGAUUUGAAAAAGCAACAAUUUCAGUCGACAAAGGAACGGCCCGAAUUGAAUCCCGUAUUAAGUGCGUUGAUUAACGAAGAUAUAAAGAAAUCAAUUGAUGCGAAACGCCAUGCCGAAUACGAUUUAAGUCCAUUAUCGGAACCAUCGAAGGUGGCGGUCGAGCUCACAACAGCAGCUCCUGUUCAAACAACCGUUAAGUAUAUACCCAAAGCUCUAGACGACUCGGUUGUUGUGGACUCAAUUGCUGGAUCGAGCUCCGAAAAAAAACAGACGUCACGAAUCGAAGUUAAAAAAGGACCAAAUGGUGUCGACUACGAGUACGAGUAUGUAUACUAUUACUAUGAUGAUGACGAUAAGGACAGCAGCAAGAAAUCAACAGCAGUUUCCGAUGAUAAAUCGAUUGUGAGCCAAAAUGGUGGCAAAAAUCGAUACGACAAAAUCAGCACGACACCAAAACCAAACUUCGAUCGAAAUGAAUUGCCAACAUCACGCGGCAAAGGGCGUCAAUCAAUUCCAGUAGUUGAAGAAACGAGCGAAGAGCGAUUGCCUGUAAAUACACGAUUCCCACCGCGAAGCGCUGUCACACCAACCGUCCAAGUACUCAGCAAUGUGGAUGAAACGACGAAAAAGAUAAGCAUCAAACGCCCCAGCUUGGAAUUAGUUGACAGCCAGUCGUUUAAUCGCGGGGAGAAAGGACAAUCAAAGGGAUCACGUGUUUUAGAAAACGAAUUUGCAAAAGCAAACGAUGUAAAAACAAACGAAAAUCCCACCAUCAUUCCAAGUGUAACCGAAUUAGCGUCACAAAGUGCCGGAUUGAAUGAUGUGACCACAGUAGCUAGCGACAGCGAAGAAUCGACCACACAAAUUAUGGACAAAGUCGCAUUGGAUUUGUACGCACAUUUGGUUAACGAAAAUUCAAACAUUGACUUAAGCACAGGCGUCACACUUUUCGAGGAGACAAGUACAUCAGACAGCCUGUCAACGAGCACCGAGGAAUUCACAACAAUUGAAGCAUUGACAACAACAACCACCACUUCAACUACCGAAGCACCAACAACGACUACCACAACCACAACUACCGAAGCACCGGCUCUUAUUAACGGUCGUCGCCCAGCAUUCGGUGCAGGUCGGAGAGCUCCAUUGAAAAGCCGAUCAAAACCAACCGAAACGAAAGCCAGCGUGGAAGAACCACCCAAAGAAAGCUCAUCAUCGGAAACCACAUCGGCUCAAACCAAACCGAAAAAUCGAUUCUCACGCCCAUCGUUCAGUGCUCGAUCACGUCCAACGCCCACCGUUGCCGCUUCAACCACUUCUGUCGAAGAAGAAGCAGUAAAACAAACCACCAAACCUGUUGCAGCUGCCCCAGCACCGCGAGGCAGAACACGCAACCGUUUCAACCUUCGAUCAUCGACCACUGCUCCAGUUGUAUCGGAGGAAAAGAAUCCAGACGAGAACGCUAUCGAUACAUCAACACAAAUUACAUCAACACAACGACCAUUGCGUACACGACCAACCUUCAAUUUGCGUGGUAGAUCACGAGCCGCACCCUCAAGCACGGCUGCUCCAUCGGCCGAAGGAAACACUGAACCGGUCAUUGCCGAUGCGAAAUUGGAAAGCGAAGAAAAACCAUCAACAGCAGCACCAUUGAAACCAUCUUCUCGUUUCAAUCUUAGACGGCCAAAUCAAUUGCUAUCGCCACGUGGCCGAGUAUCACCAUUGGCCAAAACACCCGCUCCAUCGGCUGAACAAUCGGCUGAAACGAGCAGUAGCUCAACCGAAUCGACAGUCGCAAGUACAACAGCUGCUGAUUUGAGCAAAGAAUCUCCCGCCGAUGCUGAAUCAGAGCAAAUUGCCGCUGAGCCAUCAACUACCCCACAAACUGGACUCAAUCGUCUACGUAAUCGGCCACGUAUUCAAAUCCAACCAAAAGCCCCAAGCGCAAACAAACAACCAACAGCUGCAUCAUACAUUAAUGCCAAUCGAAAAGUAAACCCAUUAAUUUCACGUCGAAAGAUUGGCUCAUCAACAACGACAGAAGAAACGCCGGCGACGGAAAUCAACGAAACGUCCGAAGAAGUAAAGGACCCACAAAGUGAGUCGAAAGAGCCAAGUAGCUCAGAAAAUGAAGGAAAUGCCAAAGAAGAGGCAGCACCUGCUUUAGUUGAAGCAUCUUCCGAAGCACCUCGAGGCUUAGGUCUAUUAGCAAAUAGAAGAAGACUGGCAGUACGUCGACCUGGUACAAUACUCUAAUUUAAGUUGAAUUUUAGUUAACAAAAGCAAUUUAACUAGAAUAGUAACGAUUUUAUGUGUAACGUAUUGAAUGAAUAAAUCGUCGAAGGUAAAACAACAAGAACAACAACAGCAAUUACAACAACAAUGAGCAGAGUAAAGAUGGCAAAACCAUUUUGUGCAUAUGAAGCGAGUGAAUGAAAUCAAACUGAUGUGAACUAUUGUGAUUUAAUUGAAGCAAAUAGACAGAAAUCCCAUGGAAGAGAGAGAGAGAGACACACCAAUUUCAAAUAAUACUCAACCCGUUUAAUUCUUGAUAUUUGUAUCGAACCAUUGACGUUGACUAAAAUAAACAGAACAACAACAACAGCAUUGAAAACCUUAUUUUAAAAAGUAUAUUUUGUUUUAAAUUGUGCCACGAUUCUAGCUAAAAUUAUAAUAAAGGAGUGAAAUAAACAACAACAAAAAAACA